This is a messenger RNA of Gadus morhua (Atlantic cod), 3742 nucleotides long. RefSeq names its product solute carrier family 4 member 1 adaptor protein (gene slc4a1ap). The record is from RefSeq and is a predicted model, not a curated record. The coding region runs from base 28 to 2448 and encodes 806 amino acids. The transcript is spliced from 14 exons. Gene Ontology annotation, molecular function: protein binding. Lineage: Eukaryota; Metazoa; Chordata; Actinopteri; Gadiformes; Gadidae.
ACACUUUUAUGAGAGAACCAAAUAAACAUGGCGGACUCCUCUCAGUCAGAAGUGCAUGAAAAUAUUGCAGUACAAGAAACCCACUCUGCCAUGGAAACUAACGAGGCCAUGAAUACUGAUAAUUGUGUCGUAAAGAAAUUAAAUCGUAAUCAAGAAGAAAAAGAAGUUGAUGACACUUUUAAGAUACCAGCUCUUUUUGCAGCACCGUCCCUCGCCAUCAAGCGCGGUGUUACUCCUUCCAAGCCAAUACUCGAACCUCUGGUCGCAGAAGCGCGACCAGAGAAGGAUAAACGCAAAGUUGAAGACGAAAUUCCUCGGGGUCCAAGUUCGAGUUCUAUAAACGAAAGCACGUCUCCAAAUACAGAUCAAGAAGAUGGAGAUAUGGCAUCCGUCCAGGAAAAGGUGGUCGCACCUCUGAAAACCAAGGAAGCGGGACCAAGGAUAUAUCCAGUCAACGGUCCACCUGCUGCUAAAUUCAAGCCUCACCCCCCGAUCCCAUACACAGAGCCAUUGUGGGGAGGAAUUGCGUCAGAGAUUCCGUAUGAACUCGAAAUCUUGAAGAACGGUGCUAUUUUGGACACAUUACCUCUCACACACAGCAGUUACUUCGUAGUCGGUCGUCUACCCGUGUGUGACGUCUCGUUGGAGCAUCCCUCCAUCUCCAGGUAUCACGCGGUCUUGCAGUUCCGGAGCCAGUCUGGAGAAGAAGGCAUUGAGGGCGAGGAGAGAGGAUUCUACAUCCAUGACCUAGGAAGCACACACGGCACCGUUGUGAACAAAAUCAAAAUUCCUCCAAAGACAUACGUCAGAUUGCAUGUAGGCCAUGUGCUAAAGUUUGGCGGGAGCACCAGACUCUUUAUUCUGCAGGGUCCGGAGUUCGACGAGGAGGAGGAGUCGAAGCAUACGGUGACAGAGUUGAAGGAGCGGUCCCGCAAGCAGAGAGCAGAGCUCGAGAAGAGGAUGAUGGGAGAAGGCUCUGAUGAGGAGGAGGAUGAUGAUAAGGACGUCAAGGAGGGAGAGAUGGAGGGGGAAGGAGCAGGCAACAAGAACCUGGGGAAAGGAAAGAAAGGAGAUUCAGGCUGCUCCUGGGGAAUGGCUGAGGAGGCUGCUCCCGAGGAGGACGAGGAUGAGGAGAACCCGUUUGCCACAGAGUUCCAGGAGGACCAGGAGGCAGCCUACCUGAAGGACCCUAAGAAAGCUCUGCAGGGCUUCUAUGACAGAGAAGGAGAGGAGCUGGAGUUUGAAUACGAGGACCAAAACCACGGCGCGUGGCUCUGUAGGAUAAGGCUGCCAGUGGACGAUGCUUCAGGCAAGCAGCUGGUUGCCGAGGUGACCCACACUGGGAAGAAGAAAGACGCAGCCAUCCAGUGCUGCCUGGAGUCCUGUCGCAUCUUGGAGGCCAGGGGCGUGCUGCGCCAGGAAGCCGUGUCCCGCAAGCGUAGGAAGAAGAACUGGGAGGACGAGGACUACUACGGCAGCGACGACGACACCUUCCUGGACCGCACGGGCGCCGUGGAGAAGAAGAGGAAGGAGCGCAUGAAGAAGGCCGGCAAGAUCGCAGAGCGGCCUGAGACGUACGACUCGCUGGUUGCCAAACUGGCAGGUGUGGAGAAAGAGCUGAGCGAGAGCCUGAAAAAGCUCAACGCCGGGGGCAAAGACACCGCGGGCUCCUCCAGCGAGGACCCCCUGGACGCCUUCAUGAGCGCCGUGCGCAGCGAGGCGGCCAUGGACGCGGUGGAGCGCCGGAAGCUCCACGUGCACGUGGCCGACAUGCGCAAGGAGGUGCAGAGGCUCCAGAAGCUGGUGGAGCUCACCAGGCCGGCCCAGCUGCCCUCCCUGCAGCCCAGUUCCUCAGAUCCACUGAAGCCAAAGAAGGCCUUACCAUUGUUUGGGGCCAUGAAGGGAGGCACCAAAUACAAACUGAAGACCGGUACUAUCGGGAAGCUGCCCCCUAAACGCGCCAACCUUCCAGCGGAGCUCUUCAACAUGAAAGGCGGAGGGGUGGAGGAGGAAGAGGAUGACGAGGAGGAGGAGGAGCGAGCUGUGAAACCUCAGGAGAAGAUGGACAGCAGUAAAGACGGCGACGGCGGCUCUCCGGCCCCCGCGGAGCCCCAGGCCGGGUCCCCUGCGCGGGCCGUGGAGGACGAGCAGCCCGCCUCCUCCCUGACCAGCGACGAGCACCGAGACGAGCCGAGGGCAGAGGAGAAGCGACGACCUUCCAUCAGCCCCAAGAUGGCUCCCUCUUCAAGUCCUGCCCCGGGAGAAGGAGGAGAGACAGCGGUGCAGCCCAGUCCAAAGAGGAGUGGCAGAAAGAAAGCGCUGGGACCCAGCAGGCCCCCGGUGACUGGACCGUACCCUGAGGACGACCCCGAUUAUUGUGUCUGGCUGCCUCCCACAGGCCAGAGUGGGGACGGCCGCACCCACCUCAACGAGAAAUUUGGCUACUAGAGGGAGACCCUCGCGACUAAGGCACUUUCUUUCCUCCAUUCAUAUUUUCCACCGUGAACCCAGAGCGAGAGAAUCGUCUGCACUUAGGGAACGCCCGUGGGGUCCACCUCUCGGCCCCCCAGGGGCGGAGAGAAGGGCCUAUUCGAGAUGAUCUUACACCUCAUUAACGGACGCCAAGCAACAUGUCACCGAUUCGCAACCUUAUUUAAAUGAUGUAUGGCGAUAAACGAUUGGGCCUGCGAUCUAUGGACCCUUUCUCGACUCGGUCAAAGCGGGUCGGAAGUCCAGAAAUACUUCAGUGGAUGUUUUGUGCCUGCACGUAGGACAUUGGAAAUGGUGUAAAGCGCUAACCCUUUAAGGGGCCUGUGAGGAACGAGGAAGCGGCGAUCUAGCGUGUUCCACAUCAUCUGUCAUCCCACCCAGGAGCAGGUCAUUCAAACUACUUUAACCCCCCCCAACUUUUUUGUAACAGUCAAAUAACCCCUGGCCACUCUUGAUGUAUAUCACUACCGCUUGGUGUGGUUAGGCAAACAUGCUCCCCCCAUACUGUAUAGUGCCCUAUAGAGUGCAAACGGAGGGCCAUAAAGAACCUUCCUCUAUCUAUAUGGGUACGGCGCUCGUUUGCCAUGAUCUAUAUAACCACACUAGCCUGUUGUAUGCCAUCCAAGAAGCAGGCAGUCCCAUCGUACCGACUGAUCUCUGUUCAGAUUAAAGAGGCUCUCUGCCGCACCCAUUUCAGCUUAAUCCACCUGACAUCCAAUCUGGACCCACACCCCUACUUGGCUGCUCUAGAGGUUUUGGCAUGACCUUUUUUGUUUUUUUAAAGGCGAGUGCAUCAAAGAGAGACAGAAGGGGGGGGAGCGGUGGUAGAUAAAGUGAGCAUUGAAGCAGCUUUUCUGACCAUCUGGACACUUGGAUAGCUUACUAGAUGAAACGCAAGCUGAUAAUGAGUCAAGCUAAGUGUAGUUUAUUCUAUGCGUGUGUGCGUAUGAGUGUACACACACACACACACACACACACACACACACACACACUGCCCAUCUCUGUACGGAGUACUUCUUUUGACAGGAUUGUCUGUAACUGUGACUCAACCUUGUGUGUGUUUGUGUGCGUGGUAUGCUGUCUUAAGGCCAAAUCUAUACACACAACCAUUCUCUUUCCACAGCUUUCUUUUGUUGUAUUUUAUCCAACCACGUCGCAGCCUGCCUCUGAAUUUAAACCAUUGUGAAACCAUGAAAAUAGCUUUUGUAUUUUGUAACCUGUUUAAUAAAUGUCUGUGUAAUUAUGUGUUGAA